UUACUUUCGAGAGUAUGUGGUCCAAGUAUAGUUGUUAUUCUUAGUUUUAUUUUUAGUCCUGUUGUGCAACAAUACUGUUGUUAGCGUCAAUAUCUGGAACCUGAUUUAUUUAUUUAUUUUUACAUUUUACGUAUUGAACUAAUAAGCAAAUAUUAACAGAAUGGCAGAUAAAAUCGACAUGUCGUUGGAUGAUAUUAUCAAACAAGACAGAAGUAAGUUUCGUAUUCGUGGUAGAGGCGGGGGAAGAGGAGGACGAGGCCGUGGAGCUAGGCCUAAUAGCGGUGGUGGAGGACGUUGGGCUGGCGGUAGCAGUGGAGGUGCCAUUCGUAAUCGUCAAUCGCAGGGCUGGUCUAGACCUUUACCAUAUUCCAGGCCUAAACAGCUUCCAGAUAAAUGGCAGCAUGACAUGUUUGAUGGUGGGGCUGAAGGAGGAGGAGCAAGAGAACUUACUACUGGGGCUGCAAAGUUGCUGGUUUCCAAUUUAGAUUUUGGUGUAUCCGAUGCUGAUAUAAAGGAACUAUUUUCUGAGUUUGGUGCCCUGAAAAAGGCUGCUGUUCACUAUGACAAAUCUGGUCGCUCACUAGGUACUGCAGAUGUGGUUUUUGAACGACGUUCUGAUGCAGUCAAGGCUAUGAAGCAGUAUAAUAAUGUACCAUUAGAUGGUCGUCCAAUGUCUAUCCAGAUUGUCACGUCACUUACACAAAGAGGAGCAGUUAGUAGCAGAAUCGGAAGUGUGGUGAGAGGAAGAGGAGAAAGUGGCAGGUCAAGAGGUCAGGGCAGAGGUCGUGGAGGCCAGAACCGAAAAGUUCCCACAGCUGAGGAAUUAGAUGCUGAACUGGAUGCCUAUGUAAACAAGAUGGACUAAUAAAGAUCUUUUGGCAGUUACAUUUCUCCAUUGAAAUUGUUUAAGGCCAUAAUUCUUCCAGCAAGAAGACGUAUUGGACAGAAAUCAAUAAGGCACACUGCAUUUUUGUUAGCAUGUGCAUUUGUACUUGGAUAUUUCUUUUAGCAUCAGUUUGUGAUUUUAAAACAAUGUAAAUCAUAAUCGUGUGUGUUAAUUGAUUAUCAUCCUCAUUUGAUUAGUUGUAAAAUUUGCUUCAUGCUCAUAAUAAACAUUUUAUAUUAUAUAUCAA
Molecule: messenger RNA, 1133 nt
Organism: Limulus polyphemus (Atlantic horseshoe crab)
Lineage: Eukaryota; Metazoa; Arthropoda; Merostomata; Xiphosura; Limulidae
Product: THO complex subunit 4-like
Exons: 6
Coding region: 161-865 (234 amino acids)
Biological process (GO): mRNA export from nucleus
Cellular component (GO): nucleus
Molecular function (GO): mRNA binding
Source: RefSeq, a predicted model, not a curated record